Molecule: messenger RNA, 1363 nt
Organism: Notolabrus celidotus (New Zealand spotty)
Lineage: Eukaryota; Metazoa; Chordata; Actinopteri; Labriformes; Labridae
Product: cilia- and flagella-associated protein 251-like
Exons: 5
Coding region: 97-1107 (336 amino acids)
Source: RefSeq, a predicted model, not a curated record
CUUAAGCUUCAACAGCUGAUUUCAAUAAUCAACUAAUUAGAGCCAGAAACUGCAGGGUAUUUGCAUGUUAGGAAAGCUAGGUUUUCAACCAGAUAAAUGGAAAUUCAGAAGCAAAAAAGGCGACGUCUGGAGACCUUGCAGGAAGAGUCAGAGCCAGAGGAAGCAAUCGAGGAAGGGAAAACAAGCGAAGAAGAAGAGGAAAUGCAAAUAGAAGGAGGUUUGGAGACGCAGGAGGCAGAAGAACAGAGUCAAGAUGAAGAAGAUGUGCUGAGGGCAAUGAGACCAAGGCGACUGCCUCGUUCUCUCAGCCAGACAGAGAGUUUGUCUGAACUGCCAUCUAGCAGCAGUUACUGGGGGGGAAAAGAGAAUGUCUCUGAGUCCGAUCAGUUCAGUUCAUCGGACCUAAGAGAUGUUGCUUCCACAUCUGGACAGGCAGGAUCAGGAAAAGAGCAGAGGUCCAGCAGUGGUGAGCUGAGAGUUGAGAACAUGAUGGAACAGAGGCGACGUCUGGAGACCAUGCAAGAAGAGUCUGAUACAGAGGAAGAAAUCAAGGAAGGGAAAACACGCAAAGAAGUAGAAGAAGAAGAAGAAGAAGAAGAAGAAGAAGAAGAAGAAGAAAAAGAAAAAGAAGAAGAGAAUGUGCAAUUAGAUGGAGGUUUUGAGACACAGGUCGCAGGGGCAGAAGAACUGAGUGAAGAUGAAGAAGAUUUAAAUAUGCUGAGGGCGAUGAGACCAAGGCGACUGCCUCGUUCUCUCAGCCAGACAGAGAGUUUCUCUGAAAUGCCAUCUAGCAGCAGUCACCGAGAGGCAACAGAAAAUGUCUCUGAGUCAGAUCUGCUCACUUCAGUGGACUUAAGCAAUGUUGCUCCCCCAUCUGGACAGGCAGGAUUAGGAAAAAAGAUGUCCAGCAGUGAUGAGCUGAGAGUAGAGUUCUCCAAGGUUGAAUGGAAGAAAUGCAAUCAUCCAGUUUUUGAAACAUAUAAACCACGAGUGAAAGAAAGAUACCAGAAAAAGAAGAAGUCAUCCCGGAAUCUAUUUCCUCAGUGGCUGAUAGACUUGAUGGUCAACAUUGAAGAGGCAACUACGCACCAACUGGUGGUUGAGUAACACUCCUCACAAGGCGAGUGUGAAACAUGUUGGGAAUGCUGACCAAUGACCUCCUUGUGGAACACUGAACGUAGAACAAACAUCACCAAUUAUUAUGGUUGGUUACUUCUGGAGAUUUAAGUUCAUGUACAACGUGAUAGUCACUGUUUCUUCUUUUUAUUAUCACCAUUUGAUGUCAUGUGUAGCAUUUCAGUAUAGUUUGUAGACUUCCAUGUACUUCCAUGUAACAAUUAAAUCACUAUUAAUACUACAUUAA